Molecule: messenger RNA, 716 nt
Organism: Cricetulus griseus (Chinese hamster)
Lineage: Eukaryota; Metazoa; Chordata; Mammalia; Rodentia; Cricetidae
Source: RefSeq, a predicted model, not a curated record
GCCUGCGCCACAAGGAGCCCGGAGGAGGCGGCGGUGGCGUUUACUGGGUGGAUUCUCAACAGAAGCGGUACGUACCCGUGAAAGGAGACCACGUGAUUGGCAUAGUGAUUGCUAAAUCUGGAGAUAUAUUCAAAGUUGAUGUUGGAGGGAGUGAGCCAGCUUCUUUGUCUUACCUGGCAUUUGAAGGAGCAACUAAAAGAAACAGACCGAAUGUGCAGGUUGGAGAUCUCAUCUAUGGCCAGUGUGUGGUUGCUAAUAAAGACAUGGAACCAGAAAUGGUCUGUAUUGACAGCUGUGGACGGGCCAAUGGAAUGGGUGUGAUUGGACAGGAUGGUCUGCUCUUCAAAGUGACUUUGGGCCUAAUUAGAAAGCUAUUAGCUCCAGAUUGUGAAAUCGUGCAGGAACUGGGAAAACUCUAUCCAUUGGAGAUUGUGUUUGGAAUGAAUGGAAGAAUAUGGGUCAAGGCAAAAACCAUUCAGCAGACUUUAAUUUUGGCUAAUGUCUUAGAAGCUUGUGAACACAUGACCACAGAUCAAAGAAAACAAAUCUUUGCCAGACUGGCAGAAAGUUGACAUGAACACCUCUUUAAUGGCUCAUUUUAGUCAAGACUAAGUUUCCUGGGGAAAUCUUUUUUUCAGAUGAACCUCUUCCUAUCACAUAUUCAGAAGAUGCAUAUUGUCUUACUAGAAUCCAAUAAAAUAUUUUUAUAAGAGUUA